Folsomia candida is the source of this 614-nucleotide messenger RNA. Its product is annotated as shematrin-like protein 1. The record is from RefSeq and is a predicted model, not a curated record. The coding region runs from base 140 to 457 and encodes 105 amino acids. The transcript has 4 exons. Lineage: Eukaryota; Metazoa; Arthropoda; Collembola; Entomobryomorpha; Isotomidae.
AUAAAGGCUGAGGUAAUUACAGGUAUAAAAGUGUCCAUCUCAUACAUCACCCCUUCAGUUUAAGUCUUCAAGUCGCUUUUGCAUCAUCAUUCUCAUUUUACAUUAUCCUCUCCAAAAGGGAAGAAAACACAGCUCAAAAAUGUUUAAGCUUAUCGUUUUGGCCGCUCUUGUCGCCGUGUGCUCCGCUGGAAUCCCCCACUACAAGGUCGGGUACGGAUUCGUGGCUGCUGGAUAUGGACCUCACGGAGGUCACGGGUCCGUUGCAAAGGUCAAUGCUCACCAGACCGGGUUGGAUUAUGGAUUCAGCGUUCAUGAAAACUCCCCACACGGUCACCGUUACCACGUGCAAUCUGCCGUCGCCCCCACUGGUUAUGGAUAUGGUCACGUCGGAGGUUACGGUCACGGGGGGUUUGGUCAUGGUGGAUUUGGUGGUUAUGGUCAUGGAGGAUUUUACUAAAUUUCGUCGCGAUUGCUGCCAUACUUCCAGACACCAACAAAUUCAAAUGACACCAGCGGAACAACUUUUGUAGAAAAAUGUGACUGCACAGAUAAGAUGAGAUAUUCUUAUCAUGUGUUGUAACAUUUAUCACGAAAAUCAACCAACACCCAAAAAC